GAUCUCAUCUUAAUCCAACAUGAGGAUUGCACCUUGCAAUAUAGAGCUAGUUACUGCGGCGAGGAAAAUCUUCCUUUUAACAGGCAGAACACUCCAGCAGAACCAGACUCAUGUUAGACACACAUCUGCUGAGACCGAGUUGUGGUUGGAAAGAGGGAGUAAGAAUAAGAGAGAGAGAGAGAGAGAGAGCAAUGAUAGUGAUGAGACGAAUAGUAGUAGUAUCUGCUGCCACUGGAGUCCAGCACGCCCGUAUCAAGAGGAGGUCUACAGCAGUGUCUCAAAGGAACCUACGAGACAAGGGAGCUCAGGGACUCCAGAAAGGUCUAUGGGCCAGUGUCAAGACUGCAAAGUUGGAGGACCAAAUUUGUGGGCAUGUUUGGAGAACGGCUGUGCGUAUGUCGGCUGCGGAGAAUCUCACACUGACCACAGCACCGUGCACUCGCAGGAGACGAGGCACAACCUGACGGUGAACCUGACCACGCUCCGGGUGUGGUGCUACGCAUGCGGCAAGGAGGUUUUCCUGGAGCGUAAACUUGGCCCCAGCUCCCACCACCCCAACAGUAAACCCCUCCCCUCCUCACAGAGUGCUGGCCAGGAUAACAGCAGGGCCCCUGGAAGCCCAACCUCUCUGAGAGUGCCCCCUAAUGGAGGCUGUGAAGACCUGGACAUGGAGACAGAGGAGGAGGAUGAAGUGCGAGCUCGAGGCCUGACGGGGCUGAAGAACAUCGGCAACACCUGCUACAUGAACGCUGCCCUGCAGGCCCUGUCCAACUGCCCGCCCUUGACACAGUUCUUUCUUGAAUGUGGCGGCAUGGUGAGGACAGACAAGAAGCCAGCCCUCUGCAAAAGCUACCAGAAACUCGUUUCAGACCUGUGGCACAAGAGCAGACCCUCCUACGUCGUCCCGACCAACUUGUUCCAGGGGAUCAAAGCCAUAAACCCCAUGUUUAGAGGAUACUCUCAGCAGGACUCACAGGAGUUCCUGCGCUGCUUGAUGGAUCAGCUUCACGAGGAGCUGAAGGAGCAGCUGCCCGAGCCCUUUGACCAAUCCAACGGCAUCACCAUGGAUGACGGCCACGAGGAAAGCCACAGCCAAUCGGACAAUGAUUUCCAGUCCUGCGAGUCCUGUGGUAGCAGUGAGCGGGCCGAUAACGAGGUGCAUGGCGGGAGCGUGCUGAUGGAUGUCACCAACGAGGCCGAGAUGCUGAUUCCAGAGCCGGACGAGAUCCAGGCCAACAGGGAGUGGCAGAAGGAGAAGAACAUGAUUAAUGACUUUUACCGCUCGGGGGUUAAUGGUGUCAUGGGUAGAAGCACUGGAGUGGACAUGGACAAGGAUGUUGACACCACCACUGAAGCCAUGCCUAUCAUUAGCAGCCAGGGAGCCAUCAAGGUUCAGAGCAGAACAUCAGAUUCCUUCCCAGACAUCCAAAUGUCCAACAUAAGACCACAGAGUCCAGUCCCAAUGGAGGGACACAUUCCCAAACUGUCCAGCAGCCCACCCAAAGCCUCCUCAGGCUGGCCCAGUCUGAACCCAGCACACAAGAAAGCAGUGACCACAUUCUCCCCACCAAAGAACAAGCGCCAGAAGAAAUACCGCAGUGUCAUCUCGGAUGUGUUUGAUGGGACAAUUGUCAGCUCAGUGCAGUGCCUCACCUGUGAUCGGGUGUCUGUGACGCUGGAGAACUUCCAGGAUAUUUCGCUGCCCAUCCCGGGGAAGGAAGACCUGGCCAAGCUGCACUCCUCCACCCACCAGACCUCCCUGGUUAAAGCCGGCUCCUGUGGGGAAGCCUACGCACCACAAGGCUGGAUUUCAUUUGUCAUGGAAUACAUCAAGAGCUGGUUCUGGGGUCCCGUGGUUACGCUACAGGACUGCCUCGCAGCUUUCUUUGCCAGAGAUGAACUAAAGGGAGACAACAUGUACAGCUGUGAAAAAUGCAAGAAAUUACGAAACGGAGUCAAAUUUUGUAAAAUGCAAAGUUUGCCAGAGAUCCUGUGUAUUCACUUGAAGCGCUUCAGGCACGAACUGAUGUUCUCCACCAAAAUAAGCACCCACGUCUCAUUCCCACUGGAGGGCCUGGACCUGCAGCCUUUUCUGGCCAAAGACAGCUCAGCCCAGACAUCCAACUAUGACCUGCUGUCAGUCAUCUGUCACCACGGCACUGCCAGCAGUGGCCACUACAUAGCGUACUGCAGGAAUGAUGUCAACAAUCUGUGGUAUGAAUUUGAUGACCAAAGUGUGACUGAGGUGUCUGAAUCCUGCGUCCAGAAUGCUGAGGCCUAUGUGCUCUUCUAUAAAAAGAGCAACGAGGACACACUGAAAGAACGGAGGAGGGUGUCAGGUUUAUUCAACAUGAUGGAGCCCAGCCUCCUGCAGUUCUACAUCUCCCGCCAAUGGCUAAACAAGUUCAAGACCUUUGCUGUGCCAGGCCCCAUUUCCAACGACGACUUCCUGUGUUCGCAUGGAGGUGUGCCACCCAACAAAGCAACAUUCAUCGACGACCUGGUCGUGAUGCUGCCACAGAACGUGUGGGAUCACCUCUACAGCAGGUACGGAGGGGGACCAGCUGUCAACCACCUGUACGUUUGCCACACGUGUCAGAUCGAGAUCGAAAAACUGGAGAAGCGGCGAAAGUCAGAGCUGGACAUGUUUGUCAGGUUGAACAAGGCGUUCCAGGAGGAGGAGUCUCCAGUGGUCAUAUACUGCAUCAGCAUGCAGUGGUUUCGUGAGUGGGAGGGCUUUGUCAAAGGAAAAGACAAUGAUCCGCCAGGGCCCAUUGAUAAUUCCAAGAUUACCGUAAACAAGAACGGACAUUUAACAUUAAAACAAGGAGCUGACUCGGGACAGAUCUCUGAAGAGACGUGGAACUUCCUCCACUCCAUCUACGGCGGCGGGCCACUUGUGACGGUCCGGCCCAACAUCAGUCACCAGGAAACAGAAUCAUCACAGUCGGAGGAGAAGAUUGAAGUGGAGACGCGCUCUGUUUAGCAAAGCGCUCUGCAGAAAAAAGAAAUCAACAGAAAACAUUUAAGAAAUGGAAAGCCUUUUAUUUUGCACUUGACUUUUUAUUUGAAAGCGUACAAGCGAAGGACCUCAUCUUUACAGCUACAAGGCAGCCUUUGACAUCUGACAGGGAAUGAACAUGUCUGGAAAGGGUUGUCGUGUUGUACAAAUCUGUAUAAAGAGCUCUUAAAUUUCUAUUAGCACUGUAGUAUUCAUGUGUCAGGUUAUUUUAAGAACCGAGCAUUUAAAUUAUAUGCAGCUAAAUAUUCCACUGAAUGCCAUUUUCUCUUGACCAAAAUGAGCACAUACUGUAUGUCCACGUGUCAUGUGUUGCUGAUAUUUGAUGAAUCAAAAUACAUCUUGCUGUAGAUAAAUCACAUUUUUUCUGUUGUUGGAGAAUAAUGUCCAAUGAAUGGUAGAGAGAGAAAAAUGUGAAACUUAAUGUGAUUGAAAUUAUAAGGUUAUGAAGGGACUAAUUUCUGACUAGUCUCAGGAAUGAAUUUCUUGUUUUGCACUGUUCAGUAGAAAUACAAAUUGGCAUGCUCACGCAAAUGUCUGGUUUGUAUUUGAAUGUACCAGUUCUGAUAGUAUGUUGGUCAAGACUCAGCACUUGGAUAUUUAUCACAGAAGGGAUUGAUAUAAUAUGAUGUUAAUAGUUUUUUUGUAGACGAUAUGUGGCAGGCAGAGUAUGUUAAGAGUGCAUGCUUUAACACUAAACCCCAGUUUAACAUCACAUGUAAAUGCAUGUAAAUGCAAAGCUGCUCAUAAAAUGUGCACGAAGAAUUACAAUCUGGAUUUUCACUGAAUUGUACAGCUAAAAGAAACGUAAUCAGCAGCAUCAACAAUCUAAUUAAGGCAUUAUUUGUGUGUAAGGGCAUAGUGUUGCUUAUAUGUUGGCUGAUAGGGGGAUGAAACAAUGCUGUACUGUAAGUUUUUGCAUAUGGAUGUCACUUGAGUAAGAUCCAUCCUGACUUUUGCUGGCUGACACUAUUAAAACUUGAUGAAAACAUG
Molecule: messenger RNA, 4012 nt
Organism: Notolabrus celidotus (New Zealand spotty)
Lineage: Eukaryota; Metazoa; Chordata; Actinopteri; Labriformes; Labridae
Gene: usp33
Product: ubiquitin specific peptidase 33
Exons: 23
Coding region: 20-2986 (988 amino acids)
Biological process (GO): protein deubiquitination
Molecular function (GO): cysteine-type deubiquitinase activity; zinc ion binding
Source: RefSeq, a predicted model, not a curated record